AUGGCACAAAGUCGUUUUAUAAGGAAUGAAGAACUCAAAAUUCAAAAUGAAUCACUGAGAAGUCCCAGCACAGGUCCCAACUUCAAAAGCUCUUUACCUGAAGAAGAUAAAACUUCAAAAUUUCUCAACAACUUCUCGAUUUGUGAGCAGGCCAACAUGUUUUUCGAAACUCGUAGCAGUAAUUCAAGUGAAAGCAGUUAUGAUGGCUGCCAUGGUAGCUUUAACAGACAGAGAACCACAUCAGAAAUGAAUGGAGGGGAACUGAGAGGUAGGAAAAUACGUCAUUUUAAAAUAGUUUUAAUACCUUUAAUCUUUUGUGUUGCUUUUGCAAUUUCACUUAUAGUACUUAAAUUGUUUUAUUGCUUUCUUUUUGAAACCUUUGAAAAUGGAAAUGGCUAGUUGUCCCAAUUGUGCGCUUCCUCAGCUUUAAAAUGUGUAUUAUAUAACAAAUGCUUUUCUUCAAUAAACAUUUUUGUGCUGUGUUUUUACAGUUUUUGUAUCGUAUGAGCAAUCUCGGUCAUUUUCCACCCACAACCCACCCAUCCAGGCUUCAGUGUUGAAGCUCAGCUGUGCAGAAGGUUAAGUUUUCUUUUAUUAGAAAAUCAACCAUUACUUGUUGAUUAACUGCAACAAGUUAGUAAAUAUUAAAGGAAGUAUGGAGAAGACAGGAAGUUAGAUUUAUAUGUAAGAAGAUUUAUUGUCAGAACUUAUGAGGUUACUUUUUGUUGAUUUUGUAUUUUUUGUAACAAAUGAUGUAAACACGUGGUUUGGUUUUGUUGGUGUCUAAGCAAAAUAAAGGAGGGCCGGGAGAAAGAAAAUCAACCAUUACUAUAGAUGAAAAAUUGGAAGCUUUGUUAUCAAAUCACUUCUCUGUAAGUGUUAAGAACAAUGAGUAGCUAUUACCGUAUUUUUCGCCCUAUAGGACGCACUUUUCCCCCUCCAAAAAUGAAGGGGAAAUGUGUGUGCGUCCUAUGGGGCAAAUGCAGGCUUUCGCUGAAGCCUGGAGAGCGAGAGGGGUCGGUGCGCACCGACCCCUCUCGCUCUCCAGGCUUCAGGAAGCUCUGCAUAACCCUUGGGAGACCGGCGCGACUUCGUGGCGGUCUCCCGAGGGUUGCGCAGAGCUGCCUGCAGUCCCGGGCUUCAAACAAAACUAGGUGCACCCUAUGGGGCAAAAAAUACGGUACUUAAUCUUGGCAGUUGCCUUCUUGAGUUCUGUUUACAUAUGAGCAGCUUUAUAUUAUCUCAUUAUGAGCUUGCAUAGGAAUAGUCUACCAACUUUAGGUGGUGGUUAAUGUAAAUGUUUAAUGAUUAAGCAUUGAUUUCAUGCUGUGCAAUAUUGUACUUAGUAAGUCCAUCUGAAUUCAGCGUAACUUACUCCUAAUUGUGCAUAGCAUGCAACUCUAGCUGGUUGUCCAACUGGGUUAAUAAUUAGAAAUGUAUCUCCCUUCUACUACUUCUUGGAAAAACUAGGUCGUAUCUAAACAUUACUAUUCUAUAUUGUAGGGAAAUCAGAAGCCAUGAAUGGUGCCAGUACCUUCCUGCCAUCCUCAGCAAAUGAAAUAAGUCCUGUGAGUUUGCAAGAUUUGAGUCUGAAUUUUCUUCUACAUGUGUCCUUUAGUGCCAGUGUUAUUUUCAGCUUCCUUUGUUAACCCUGAUAGUACAUGUUUUUUCCCUUGUGGAUGUGACAAUAGAAUUUGGUGGGGCCGGUUCCAUUUCUGUUAUUUAUGUGGCAGUAUUUUACUAUUUUAAGGCAUAUAAAUGUUGCUCAAACUAUUCUAAAUGUAUAUUGCAGAUGCAUGCUUCAGCCUUACAACAUGCAAAGCAGAGAAGACUGCAGAGCUCUCCUGACAAUACUUUAUCCACAGGCUGUGAUCAAUUACACCGGUCCACAUGCCAUUUUUGUAGAAUGUCUGGUAGGUUUCUGUUAUCUGAUCUGAUAGACCAGGGCAACCUCUUACCUUGCAAACUUUAAAAAAAAUAAUUGAAGUUAGGAUUUUUUAUUAUAAAUUGGAAAGUGAACUCAAGUGUCAGUUGAAGCCUGUGUCCUUCAUCUACCAUAAACUUACUUAGUGAUCUUAGACACGCCAUCAUUUCUCAGCCACAACUGAAGCAUCUGAACAAAAAUUGUGAAUUAUGUAUGAAUGAUUACUAGGCAACUGUGUGUAGAGUGUUUUGGAUACUGUAAGUAAGAUUCAUGAAUGAACUUAAUUUGCGUACAAAUAAAAAUUAACCUAUACUUAUAUUUAAUAUUUUAUCUAAAUGUAAGGGUAUCUUAUCCAUGUUGAUUAACAUCUUACAUUUUUCCAUGUCAAAGCAGGGGAGAAUUGAUGUUUUCAAAAUUAUGCCAAUGGAUAAUAAAGAUUUUCAAACCUAGAGGCUUAGUAUUAUAGAAUUCUACUAUGUGCGGUUGACUUUAAAGACCAUCAACUUAAUGGGAACACAGAAGAAAAUCUUGAAUACUGAAUCAGAUAUUGCUGACCACAUACUGUAAUGUCAACGCUUUGUGUUGCUGUGUUAAUCUCUUUAGGAUCCUUGAGAUGCACACGGUGUAAGCAGGUCUAUUACUGUUCGGUGGAGUGUCAAAGGAAAGACUGGCAAAUGCAUAGUGUUGUCUGUAAGCUAGUUAAACAUAAGUAAGUUUAUACGUAAAAUUUAUCCUCCCUCUGAUAACUGGAUUUGUAUCUGUUUCCCUAUAGACAUCUGAUUGGCUACUAGACAGGCUGGACUUGAUGGGCAUUUGAUCUGAUCCAGCAGGGCUGCUCUUGUUUAUAUAGCUCUCGUUAGUGGUCAUGUUUCAGAAAGAGGAGCAUAUUUAAGCAGACCUCUGCUCAUAUUUUAGAUGAAUACAUAGGUUCCCAUUCAGAUCAUGAUGCUCAAGCACUUUGUGUGAAUUAGCAUGUACAGUCAUACCUCGGGUUGAAGUUGCUUCAGGUUGAGCACUUUCGGGUUGCGCUCCGUGGUGACCCGGAAGUAACGUAACGCGUUACUUCAGGGUUUUGCCGCAUGCGCAGACGCAGCGAAUCGCGAUCCACACAGACGUGGGUUGUGUUCGCUUCUGGAUGUGAACGGGGCUCCGGAACGGAUCCCGUUCGUAUCCAGAGGUACCACUGUACAUUUAGGGCCACCACGGAUUUUAUGUGACUAAAUACAAGGAACUACAGCUUGAUCUUGUAACUUAAGCUAUCUCACAGGGUUGUUUUGAUGAUAAAAUGGGAAAUAACCCAUGUUAUUUGCAGCAUCUUGAGGUCCUUGGAAGAAAGCCCAGGGCUCAAUUCAAUAUUAUUUAGUUAUUUAUUUUAUUGUUUUUUUAUUCGGUUUAUACACCACCCUUUAUCAAAAGAUCCCAGGGCAGUGUACAUUAAGAACACAUUUUAUGGAGCAUCAAUAACAAAAACAUAAUAAAAAGCAUAAUAGCAGACAGCAUAAUAAAAAAAACAUAAUAAAAAAUGUUCAUAAUAACAGUACUCCCCACCUCACCAACAUCUUUAAAAGGCCAUAGAUUAUUUAAUGGCUAAAGGCCUGGGUAAGGUGAAUAUUUUUCCUUGGCACCUAAAGACAUGUAAUGAUGGCGCCAGGCAAGCCUCUCUUAGGAGCAUUCAGCAGUCAGGGAGCCACCACUUAAGAUAUAUACUGCAAAGGGCUAUAGAAUUACAAGUGAGAUCUGCAGCAAAAUGUUGGAGUAGUUAUGUUUGGGUUUUAGUUACUCCACUCCCUUUUCUUCCCCACCCACAGCAGUCCACAUUCCACACAUACUCAGUCUUCACUGGGCUAGUUUUUAGGGUAUUCUCCCUUUUAGGGUCCUCCCCUCUUUUGUACUUCUGCACCCUGCAGAAUUUACCCUGUCUUCUGAUACUUCCAUCAUAUGCAUGGCUCUGUUGGCUAUGUCAAGAAUGGCACUCAGAAAAUUGAAUUAGAUGUUAUAGGAUGAGUGUAAUUCUGUAGUGAUGAAGAGUUUUAGCAAGUAUCUUCUAAAUUCUGGUUAUUGUUGUGUAGUUAGGUUUGCAGUAUUGCAUUUUUGAAUAUGUGGUCUAUUUAUUUAUUUUGGAAUUCCAGGUUGUAUGUUGUCCCCAAAGAAUGGAAGUGAAAAUUGCUGUUACCAUGUUUGAAUAUAACAUUCUUAGAAUGAAUGUUGAGCCAUUUUCUUUCCUCACCUUGUAUCACACCACCUUCAGCACUACCAUCCUAGUCUGUCUCCCAUUAUGUCAAAAACAAUGUUAGAAACUAAGAUAUGAAAGCUAGGAGCUAAAUGGCACCUUAAACCUAGGUUAUGGGCGCAACAACGGAAUGUCUAGGCAUGCUUUUUAAAUAAGAAUACAAAGCUGAAAAUGAAGAAAUAUUAAAAUAUUUCUGAAGUAUUAUAUACAUUUUUCACAUGGUCUAAUAGUCCUUCCCCUGCCCACCCCACUAAUAUUAUUAAGAGGGUCUUUUCUACAGUCUUCAGAGAGUAGCUGGAAGUGGGGAGGCAGAAAAAGGUCCUCCUUUCCUUCUACGCUGCUGUUUUAAUCUGAAAUCUUAGGCGCAGUAUUGCCCCCUGAACUCAGAAGCUGCUUGCGUUAAUGAAAUUCCCUGUCGCAAAAUGCACCUAGAACAAUGGGAGUUUUGAACACUGGUCACAAAUGGAAAACCUAGUUUACAAACAGAAUCAAACUGUGUCUUAAGAAGGGUUAAUAGAGUCCCCCACUUUAAGCAUAAUGAGAAACUGGUUUAAACAGCCCAGGAUUGAGGCACCAAGCCAGCAUGCAAAUAGGGUGAGUGGGAAGUGUACAGUUAAAAUGCUCAUUCUACCUUAAUAAAUAGUUAAUUCAACCAGAGAUAUUAGGAGUAAUAACGCCUUCAAUGUUUAUUGAUAAGUAAGUCGUAAAGGGUUUUAUAAACUGGCUCUACUUUGUCUCUUAAGCAACAUAUAAAUGCUUACUGCUUUAAGUGGGUCAAUUUUGAGUGUAUUCAGGACUGCUUGACCUUUACAGAACAAUUAUACUAAUGAACAGAAUUCAUUUUUAGUGCCGAUAAAGUUGAAGAUAGUGCAAAAUCUUUGGAUGAAAUCAAGAAAAAGGUAUGACUAGAGUUGUUCACUUGUGUGGUUGAGGAGGGGGCAUUAUUACCAUCUGCAGAUGAUAGUACUGUGUAUCAAAUAGUAUAUUUUGCUAAGCAGUACAGUGAAUUAUUGGCAUUAGAGAACUUGAAACUGCUUAAGGGAUCUUCUGUCACCCUGCAGUGAUAAACUGGAAUCCAGAGAACCAUGAGAUUGCCUCCACAUUGUGCAGUGAGCUUAUUUUGGUUCCAUUUCCGCUAUAGUGCCUCCCCUUGUGUCUAAAAAACCUCUUAUAAGGGUUAUGGACCUCUGAACAGCAUUCAAAGAGGCACAAACAACUCCUUUUGCAAUUAAAUUUAUUUGAAGUUUUGUUAGAAGAAAGCAUUUUAAGUGCAAUCACUGGGUUUUGUAUUCUAACCAAUACCACUCAGUUCAGCCUUCAUUUGGGAGCUGGUCACUCCUCCACCCAUUCUUGUGAUACCUUCCCUACUUCUAGAGAAAAUUGGAACAGCCCACAUCUUUAUCAACAUAGCAGUUACUGCACAUUGCAAAAUGCUGUGGCUACAGUGAAUAGGCACUGUGUCCUAUGGAAGUGUGCAGGGAAUGAAAUUUAACUACAUGAUGGCUAGCCAGCUAACGAGUGCUUAAUUGCAAGCAUUUUCUCGGUUGUCUUUUCUGCUUUAGCUUCAACUCUCACUGCCUUUUCUCUAUUGAUACGAAUUUUAAACAUGAUAAAUUCCUUUCUUUCCCACUUUAUGUAAACUCCUUAUUGUUUUCUGAACAGCCUCUCAAUUUCUUGUCAUUUUAAAAUGACAUGAAGUAAGUAUAUUCUGCUGUUCUUGCUGAAGCUGUUGCCUCUUGUAACUAGUGAAUAGUACUACAUUAGUGGUAUCUCAAAAUACCAUUUAUUCUGUUCUGUAAAAAUACUGUGUGGGUGACAUGACCAUCAAGACACGUAAUGACUUUAAUAUUUCUACCAUAGUCUUCAAUAUUACCCUUGACUUUGAUCCUUCUUACACUGCAGUCCAAACUUCCCUUGCCAGUGGGGUUUCAGUAGCAGUGGGGCCACUCCUUGAAAAUUUAUUUAGGGGAAUAUAUCAUGGAGAGCUGGUUGAUGUAAAGUGGAACUUCCUGAAAUUCAGCUGAAGUCUGCCUGACUCUGGUAGAGCUCUGCAUGUGAUCUAAUACUCAGAAGGGUUUGCCAUCUUCUGGAGAUUCAUUGCAAGGGGGGAAGGAGCGAACAGGAAUCAUUAGUUCCAUUAACUUCCUUUCAUUAACUUACCUCCUCCUUAUUUACAUGAUUUAAGUAUUUUAGAUCACUGAAACGGGUUAAUACAGUAGUUGCAUAUUCUGCUUAGUAAGCAAGCAAAAUAAUUUGUUUACAAUAGGAAAAUUUAUGUAUGAAUACCAGCAAAACAGAAGAGCGGGGCAAGAAAACUAUGUAUUCUGAUCUGACUACACUGGAGCUGAAGAAAAAUAUGAAAAUAGUGGUAAGUUCUGCUUUCAACCCAUUGUUUUGUUCUGCACUCUAUCCUGCCCACCCUCCACCACAAGGUGGCAAACAACAAAGAGCAAACCUUUUUUUAACUUUAAAAAAUAUGUGUGUGAGAGAGAGGGAGAGAAUAUAUUGCUUAAAUAACACAGUUGGACUUGUUUAUUGUUUUGAUUGCUGAAGUUUUCUGAUUAGAAAACGAAUGCUUUCAUUUUCUUCCCUUUAUAACCUAAAUUAAGGGUGGGGAACUUGAUCCAGCAGGUGGGACCCUUUCUUUCUGCAGUCCAGCUUUGACAGAAGGAAGGCAACAACCACCUGUCAAUCACCUGACAUCACUGCGAUGCCAGGUGACUACUUAAAAGAGGCUGUCAUCAGCAACCAUCUGAUCAAAAGGGAGUUUUCAGUACCAAAGCGGAUGGGUGCAGAGAGCAAUCCCCUUUGAACUAUGUAAGCCAGUAGGAUCAAAACUGCUCCGCUAACUGUUCUAGGGAAUUCCUGGGAGCUGAUCCCAUUUUUACCUGCCCCACACCUGGUAGCUGCAGUCAGGACAAAUAAUUGUCUGCACCCACCCAACCUAGCCACCAGCAGGUAAACAGCAGCGAUGCUGACUGAUGACAUGUAGCAUUGUAGACAAUCUUCUUACUAUAUGACUUUCUUUCUCUUUAGGGAACAGUAACACAGUUCAAUAAUCCAAGUGAAUUCUACAUUCAAGUCAAAUCUCCAGAAGUUCUAAGUAAUAUUAAUAAGCUUAGUGUGAAAUUGAAAGAUUACAAUGGAAUUAACCAAGGUGAAUAUAUUCCUGCCAAAGGUGAAGUCAGUGUUGGACAAUAUACCCUGGAUCAGGUAACUUAAUCAUCAAAUGGACUCAAGGACCAGUUGGUUUGUGGUUGGCUGUCCAAGAGAACCUGCAGCCAGCAACUUAUCAUUGUUGAUUUAUAGAAAGUAUAGGUGUUCAUAAAUUGAGAUAUGUACUUAAGUCUUUUUUGUGUAUGUGUAACUGAAGUGAGCAGCGCUGUAUAUCUUUGCCCAAGUGAGAGGUGGUUGGCAAUAUAAUUCUAUGCCAGUUAUUUGCUCCAGAUUUUCCUUUGCUAGAUAAAGGUGAUGAAAGUUGUUGGGGCACUUGAAUAAAUUAUGCCUGGGAAUUUUCAUCAGGGCAAGAUGGUUUUUCUGAAGUAACAUUUUAAAUUUUAUAAUGGGUUAUGUCACCUGAGAUCUGUCACAUAGGUCAAAUGUUUUUAAACUGAUAAACUAAACUAAAAUGGUAAUAAAAGUGCAGUUUAAAUGCUGUAGGAUUGUUCAAUAGCUUCAAAUGACACUCCCACAGGCAUACAAUAAAGUACAAGUAGAGGGAUGAAAGGACGUGGGUGGCACUUUGGGUUAAACCACAGAGCCUAGGGCUUGCCGAUCAGAAGGUCAGCGGUUCAAAUCCCCGUGACGGGGUGAGCUCCCAUUGCUCAGUCCCAGCUCCUGCCCACCUAGCAGUUCGAAAGCACCAAGUGCAAGUAAAUAAAUAGGUACCGCUCAGGCGGGAAGGUAAACGGCGUUUCUGUGCGCUGCUUUGGUUCUCCAGAAGCGGCUUCGUCAUGCUGGCCAUAUGACCCGGAAGCUGUACGCCGGCUCCCUCGGCCAGUAAAGCGAGAUGAGCACCGCAACCCCAGAGUCAACUGCGACUGGACCUAAUGGUCAGGGGUCCCUUUAACUUUAGAGGGAUGAAGCCAAGGACUGUUUUUUAAAAUCUUCCUCUUAGUUGUUAUCUGUUAAGUAUGACAGUUCACAACAAACACAAAAUAAUAGAUGUUUUUCCUGUGAUGUCACAAGUAGUAAUAUUUCGAACAAUAAAAGGUAAUAAACUGGUAAAACCUUCCCAGUAAUCUCAAAAACCUCACCUAAUAGAGGAGAAAAUCUAUACAUGCAAAGGUAGACGAAAAAGCUCUGAACAGAAUUCUAGGAAACCCUUGGGGUGGGAUUUAAUUUUUUUAAAUUCUGCGGCACCCCGAUAUGCUGUGAAAACAAUACUUUUGACAAAUCUGUACUUCGGUGAGCUUUACUUUAAGUCCAUCAACCAUCUUCCUGCGGGUGUUGUUGUUGUUUAGUCGUUUAGUCGUGUCCGACUCUUCGUGACCCCAUGGACCAGAGCAUGCCAGGCACUCCUGUCUUCCACUGCCUCCCGCAGUUUGGUCAGACUCAUGUUUGUCGCUUCGAGGACACAGUCCAACCAUCUCGUUCUCUGUCGUCCCCUUCUCCUUGUGCCCUCCAUCUUUCCCAACAUCAGGGUCUUUUCCAGGGAGUCUUCUCUUCUCAUGAGGUGGCCAAAGUAUUGGAGCCUCAGCUUCAUGAUCUGUCCUUCCAGUGAGCACUCAGGGCUGAUUUCCUUAAGAAUGGAUGCAUUUGAUCUUCUUGCAGUCCAUGGGACUCUCAAGAGUCUCCUCCAGCACCAUAAUUCAAAAGCAUCAAUUCUUCGGCGAUCAGCCUUCUUUAUGGUCCAGUUCCUGUGGGUAACUGCUAGUAACUGUUGGAAAAUAAAUGUACACAGUAAGUGUUUGGGACAGAGGGGCUGUUGGAAUCUGAAGACAUGAUAAAGAUUUUGGCUUGGGUUAAAACUAGCAUUUGUGAGGCAGCAUUAUAGAAAGAUUAAAAACUACACACACGUGGGAGUAGGAUCAGUUUAGGUGACUAGGGAGUGGACAAUAAAUAUUUGGAUGUGCUGCAACCAUUGUGUUUCCCAUCUCUGCUUGUGCAGUUCUAAUGGUUGUAUCAUCUGAAGAUAUAAUAGUCUGCACUAUUGACAUGGUUGCCAUAUUUCAAAAAGUGAAAAUCCGGACAAAAAUGUUGUUUUCCCCCCCAAAAUCUCAAAGAAGAGUUUUUAAAGGUAUUUUUUAUGAAAUUCGCCAAAAUCUACAACGCCAACAUGGGUGUCCCGUAUGUUUGGAUUUCCCCAGACAUUUCAUUGAUUUCCGCCCAGACUCUGUUAUUGAGAGCUGAAUACCGACUGUGUCUGGGAAAUUCUGGACUUAUGGCAACCCUAACUUCACACACACAUCUGUGAUAACCUAGUGCAAAUGUAGGGUAAAUCUGUAAUUCUGUAGCAGUAAGAUAAAAACACCUGUGUUUUAGAUUACUAGUAAGAUGUGAACUGUAAUAAAUCAAGUAUUAAUGAAUUAGCAGCUCAUGGUAGAAUUGUUUGACUAACUAGUAUCUCAGUUAAACUGAACAUUUUCAGUUCAGCACAAUUACAGUUUCCUCCAUUCCUUGCAGAAAAUGAACUAAUCAUAGUAAGUCCAGCGUAUUAUUCUGUUUUCUAAAUUACAUCUGAUACUAGCUUAAAAGCACAAAAAUGUAUUGAAGGAUGUGGUAUUAAAACUGCCAUUAUAGUUGUUCAACUGUUAUGUUGAAGAAGAAUCAUUUUUCUUCUUAAAAAAGAAUAAUAAAUCAUAAUGUAAAAUAACUUGUUCAUGUUCAGACCUGGUACAGAGUGCUUAUAAAAGAGGUGGAUAUCCUUAAGAAGAGUGCUCUGGUUUUAUAUAUUGAUUAUGGAAAUGGAGAGAAUUUACUACUAAAUAGAAUUAAACGAUUGCACCAAGAUAUUGCGCACAUUCCACCCUGUGUAAGUAUAAGUUUACACAAUGCACCUUUACCACAGAUAUUUAGAGUGUCAAGAAUACAGACCUGUGUAUGCAAAUGCUAAAGUGUGUUGAGACAAAUAAUACGCCAGAAUAUUGUUAUUACUAAGUACUAGAGACUCCAAAACUGGCAUCUUGACUAAGACGCAAACGGAAAUCUUAAAUGGCCAACAUGCAUAUGUUUGAAGGACAUGUGCACACAUGGCCAUAAAGACCAGCAGUAAGCCAGACAUCCUUACAGUGUGUUUUGUUUUUGCUUUGCUUUCAGGCCAUUAAAUGUUGUGUUGCUAAUGUCCUCCCAGCUGAAGAAAAAUGGAAUGCAAACUGCAGCAAAGCUAUUGCUCCAUUUCUUAUAGGAAAGUGCUGCUCAUUCACUGUUAUUGAUGUUUUGGUGGAUGAGAUGCCCUAUUUUGUUGUAGAUGUUGUAUUGGCAGAUUCUGGUAAGUUUCAUUAACCUUAAUAUUCUUUGUUGAAUGAAUUGUUAAUUAAGCAGUGACGGUUAACAUCAUUUUUUGUAAUCUGACACAUGAACUAGAAGGAUGCUCACCGGAUACUUCAGUUGUGAUAAAAACACAUCUUGGGGUGGAUGAGUCAUUGCACAGUGAUUGUAUUUCAUUCCCUACAUAUCAGGGAAGACUUGGUUCCAUCAUGGACUGAUCAAUAACUAAUUGCUCAGUCAUGCUUGCCUCAGAUCCUCGGUGGGCCUGGUGACACCAGGCAGUACCAAGAAAUAGUACAAAAAAAGUGCUGCUUGAAAAGCCUGGCACCAUGUUUUUGUUUAUAUGUGCAGAUUUUUUUGUAAGCUACUUUGAGGACCUAUUGGGACUAUAAAGUGGGAUACAAAUAUAAGUAAAUAAAAUUCAAGUGCAUCUGACCCUGUAUAUAACUUGGAGAGGUGCUGUUAGUCAGUCAGUAUUGGGUUAAAUGAGCUAGUGGCCAGACUUGGAAACAGAUUCAGAAGUUUGGAGUGCUUUAUUUUUUUCCUGUUUGACCAAACCCCUGGGUAAUAUGUCAGUGCCCAGAACCAAAGCAUUGGAGACAAAAAACUGUUUUGAGAAGUAGCUGCUCAUAUUGACUUGGCAUAAUUUACAAGAGAUGAGUGUAGUGGACUCUGGUUUUUUGGCAGAAUGUUUGUGUGCAUGGCAGAUUCCUUUUUACUAGUCUUUGUGAAGCUGUCAUUCCAUCAAUUUAUCUGUAAUACUGUAUGUGUCGUAGGCCUAUUUACAGUAGUACUUUAGAGAUAAAUUUGGUAGAUCUGAUGUGUUUCUGUUGGCAGUGAUUUGUUUUUGAAUGGAUAUUAACAAAUGUGUAUGUUUCAGGUAAACACUUGCAUGAAAUACUCUUGGAAAUUGGAUGCAGUUUAAAUUCAAAGAGUAGGAGUAGCAACAAGGAAAACUCAGUUACUGGUGAGUCCUUAUCGUUUUAUUUAAUUCAUCUUGAUUAAUAUCUUUAUGAAAGCAAGGCACCUUUAAGCAUGCACUUGCUAAAGAUACUAAAAUAGGUUUAUUCUUAUUGGUGCAAAAUGUGUGUCAUCUUUAUGAGGCUUAGGAGUGUAGCCAUAAGUUAACGGGUUCAUUACAGCUGGGUUAUCCAGGUCCAAAGGGCUGUUUUUGCUUUAAUUUGGAGGGUUGAGUUGCCAGAAUCUUGGACUGUAACACUUGAGGUUAUGGAAGAUGCAGUGCCUCACACUAGAGGUCAUCCUAAUGGGCGCUGGAGGAAAGGGAGUUGGCUCUAUUUGUGCUAUAUUGAGCUUGCCUUUCUGGUAAUAGCCCCAAAUGGGAUAAAAUUUAAUGUAAAGCUGUACCUGUGGGUUGCUGCCUUGGUCCUUAGCCUUUGAGCAGAGAUACAGCUUCAAGGGAGCUGGUGGUUCUGUGGCUCCUUUAAGCUGUGCUCGUGGUGUCCUAGUUCACAUGAGAGGUAGUGCAUUAUUGAGAGUCUUCUGAGUCUCAUUUUGUUUAUUACUACCAUAGAUGGAUGAAUGUGUCUAUGAAUGAUAUUCUGCAUUCUCUUAAGGAUGAUAAGUUUUUAAUACCAGUAAAACCUGCAACUCAGGUUUUGAUAAUAUGUUCUUUUUUCUUAGGUUCUACUGUGGAAAAGAUUUCUAUUCAGGAAAAGAAGCUUGAGCAUAAAGGACUGGAUCAUAGUGGCUGUCAAACUCGCAAGGUUAUCUUGCCAUCUAUAGGAGAUACAUUUUUGGGUAUGGUUGCCCACAUACAGACACCAGGAGAUUUCUUUUGUCAGCAGAUGGGAAAUGGCUGUAAGUCCUUGUUUUUAGUUAAAUUAAAAUGUAAACAUGUAUGCAGGAGUAGCAUUUGAAUAUGUAACAGAACUUUUAAAAUGUUAGGAAGCGGUGAGGUGUUGAGUUUUUUUGCAUUGAAGUGGGAGAUUAAUACUUAACAUCACUCUUAAUUUAUAGCUUCUAGUUUGCACUUUAUAAUCCACAACAUGCCUAGACUUUCUGUGUAACCUCCAAACAAACAACCAUAUUCAAAUGACAGCAUUUGCUGGCAAAUGAAAGUACAACACUUUUAUAUUGCUUACUUGUGGUUUGGGUACAUUUUGGUUUAUUAUUUAACAAUUUCCACAUAAAUACCUGUUUUGUCAGGCAAACUUACUGAGCUUCAAGUAUCCCUGGGUGAAUACUGCGACACAAUCUCUGCUACUCCAGAUUUCUGCCCAGCAGUAGGAGACUUGUGUUGUGCGCAGUUUACAGGUAAAUACUACUUGUCGAUGAUGGUGAUUUACUGUUGUUGGCCUAUAUCUAACAGAGGUUACUAGUUCAAGCCCAUGGAAAUCUGUGGGCUUAAGUAUGCCUCUAGUGAGUGGUGCUUUACAGAAUGCAAGAGGACAUGUCCUUGUCAUAGGAGUUUGCAGCCCACAUGGCGAAACUUUAUGGGCAAAAUGGGAACAUAAAAGGUGCCUUAUGCCAAAUUAGACCAUCAGUCCUACUAGCUCAGUAUUGUCUCAGUGACUGACAGCAGUUGUUCAGGAUUUCAGACACAAGUCUUUUUCAGUUGUAGCUAGGGAUGCCAGGGAUUGAACCUAAUUCUUUGCCACUGAGCUACAGCCCUUCCCUUAAGUUUUGAAGAGGUUUUUGUAGGAAGUAAGAGUGCUGGUACAAGCAUAACGGACAGCAGGGGGGAAAGGACAGUCAUUUGAGGAAGCCAGGUGUCUUCAGGCAGCUGAGAGUGGUAGAACUGGAAGGGUAACAGUUGUGGGUGAGGAUAUAUUGGUAUAAGAAAAGAGCUAUAAUGGAAGAAGGCUAUGGAGGGCUUUGAAGAUAAAGGUGAGGAACUUGUUCUAGAUCUGUGUGGAGCUCUGAUGAAUGAUGUUCUGUGUCAGAGUAACAAGAGGUCACUUUUUCUGGAGAGAGACAAGGCAACAGAAGACCGGAAAUGAAGGUUGAAGUCAAGGAAAGAUAUUACUAGAAUGUGAACCAGAAUUCUUGCCAAAGGGGCAGAUAGGAAAGGCUGUAUCUUCACAAUGCUGUAAAGUGACAUGGCUUCAACAGACAAAGUAAUGUGGAGGGAGAAAGGUUGAACAUAAAGCCAAGGCUUUGUGCCUGUUCAGCAGGUUGGAUGUUGCAAGUUGGGUAAAGAGAAUAUUCAAGGAAAGAAGAGCUUUGGAUGAAAUAUGAGAAGUUUAGUCUUCAGCAUACUGGGAGAAAUUCAGUGUAGGGCUAAAGAGAUUGUUCCAUCUGGCAAGCUGAAAUACUUCUGCUGAUGGAACAAUCGUCCCUCUUCUCCUAUGUGCAGUUCUGUGUAUCCUCCGGACCUACCUACCUACUGUGCCAAUUUGGGUGGGAGCGAAAAGCUCUGUUGCACUAGUGGAAGACCUUGUGCUGCCUUCUGCUAGUGAGAUUCAUUAGUUGAAUCCAACCCACUAAGUUCCAGGCAGUGUUAAAACAGCAGAUUAGAAAUAACAAAAGAGACAGUUAGAGAUGUGAAUUUGGGUAGAGGGAGAAAAUUCUAAAGUACAUGGUAGAGCUGGGUGAAAUCAGCGCUGAAUGUUAUAGGAUUGGAAGAAGUUGCCCAGGGGCAAUGUAGAACAGUAUUCUUCAGCCUUGGGUCCCCAGAUGUUUGAGCAGAUUGAAAAGCAGUGGUAUAGGGCAGGCUUCUCAAAUCGGGAGCCCUCCAGAUAUUUUGGAGUGCAGCUGCAUUCAACCCUGAACAAUUGUCAUGGGAGUUGUAGUCCAAAACAUCAGGGUUUUGACCCUGCAGAAGCCAGAGCCCAGUACGAAAAGAGUAUUACAACUGAUAAAUGACUUUGGUCGGGUGGCUGGAUUUAAAUUAAAUAAACAGAAAACUAAGGUUAUGGGGAAAAAUUUGACAGAUACAAAGUCAGAACGGUUUCAGAAUGAGACGGAACUUAAUGUGGUUAAAAAAGUAAAAUACCUAGGGGUAAACAUAACAGUAAAAAAUCUAAGUCUAUUUAAGGAUAACUAUGAAAAAUGCUGGUCAGAAAUUAAGAGAGACUUAGAUAGUUGGUCAAAAUUUAAACUUUCUCUGUUAGGCCGAAUUGCUGCUAUUAAGAUGAAUGUAUUGCCAAGGAUGUUGUUUUUAUUUCAAACACUUCAGGUUUUGGACAAAACGGAGUGCUUUCAGAAGUGGCAGAGAGACAUUUCUAAGUUUGUCUGGCAGGGCAAAAGCCCAGAAUUAAGUUUAAGAUAUUAACUGAUGCAAAACAAAGAGGGGGCUUUGCCCUGCCAGACUUAAAGUUGUAUUAUGAAGCCGCAGCGUUCUGCUGGCUAAAAGACUGGCUACUUCUUGAGGACACUGAUGUGUUGGAUCUGGAAGGGUUUAACAAUGCCUUUGGAUGGCAUGCAUAUUUAUGGUAUGACAAGGUUAAAGCAAAUAAGGCCUUUAAGAACCAUAUUGUCAGAAAAUCAUUGUUUAAUGUCUGGAUAAAAUAUAAAGACUUGCUGGAAAAUAAAACACCAAGGUGGCUUUCACCUCUGGAAGCUAAGGCCCGAAAAAGACCCAAUAUGGAGGCUAGAUGGCCAAAAUAUUGGGAAAUACUAGAAAGGAUGGAGACAAUUGGAAAUUGCAGAGUUUGGAGAAAAUGAAAGACAAAGUGCGAGAUUGGUUACACUACGCUCAGAUUAAAGAAGUUUUUAAAAAUGAUAAGAAAUUAGGGUUCCAGGUGGAGAAAUCGAAACUAGAAACAGAAUUGUUAGAACCAAAGAUUAAGGUACUUUCAAGGAUGUAUAACUUGCUGUUGGAAUGGAAUACACAAGAUGAAACGGUUAAAUCGGCUAUGAUAAGGUGGGCACAGGACAUUGGGUAUAAUAUUAUGUUUGAGGACUGGGUAAGGUUGUGGAGUAAUGGAUUGAAAUUCACUGCAUGUAACGCUUUGAAAGAAAAUGUAAUGAAAAUGAUUUAUAGAUGGUAUAUGACCCCAGUCAAACUUGCAAAAAUUUACCACCUGCCUGAUAAUAAGUGUUGGAAAUGUAAAGAGUGUGAGGGAACGUUCUUCCACCUCUGGUGGACUUGCCCUAAAGUGAAGGCGUUCUGGGAAAUGAUUUAUAAUGAAUUGAAAAAGGUAUUUAAAUAUACCUUCACUAAGAAACCAGAGGCUUUCCUUUUGGGUAUUGUCGGCCAAGGGGUGGCAAAGAAGGACCAGACAUUUUUUAUGUAUGCAACAACAGCAGCAAGGAUACUUCUCGCAAAACAUUGGAAAACUCAAGAUCUACCCACACUGGAAGAAUGGUAGAUGCAACUGAUAGACUACAUGGAACUGGCUGAAAUGACCGGCAGAAUUCGUGACCUGGGAGAAGAGAGGAUGGAGGAGGAUUGGAAGAAAUUUAAGAACUAUCUACAAAAAUAUUGUGAUUUGAGUGAAUGCUAAAUAAGAUGCUAGAUUAAAAUAACUGAGCACCACUUAAUUUAGAAGUUUUUAAGAAAACAAGUAAGACUGUGAAAGUUUAACUCUUUUUGAGAAUUAUAAGACUAUGAAAUAUUGAAGGGAUAUAAGAAUUCAAAUAAGAUGAUAAAUUGCUGACAAAAUGUUAUAACGAUGAAAGUGGGAGCGGGAGAUGUGAGGAAGUCCAAAGAAAAUGUGAAACUAUGUUAAGACAAAUGUUACAUUGUUUAUUAUGUUUAUUUUUAUUGUAAAACCCAAUAAAUUGCUUUAAAAAAAAAAAAAAAAGAAAAGCAGUGGUAUAGGGCAGGCUUCUCAAAUCGGGAGCCCUCCAGAUAUUUUGGAGUGCAGCUGCAUUCAACCCUGAACAAUUGUCAUGGGAGUUGUAGUCCAAAACAUCUGGAGGGAUUGUGGGGGAAGGCUGGCAUGGAGAGAGACCAGCUAUGAGACAACAACAGGUCCAUGAAAAAUGCCAGCACAGAAGGGAAAACCAGAGUAAGUGUGUCCACUUUUUGGAGCCACUGAAGGAACAAUCUGGUAGGAAGAAAAACAUCUAAAGUCAGAAUCAUGGAGACCUAGGUCAUUGUGAGUUAAGCAGGAGUGAAUGGUCAGCGGUUUCAAAGGCAGCAGGCGAGUCAAGAAGCAAGAGGACUGGAGAGUAGAUAAAGGAUAGCUUGCAAGUGUACAUAAGCCUGUAUUAAUUUAAAGGACCGUUGAGGUAUUUAUUAAAGAUGAGGUCUCGGUUCUUUCUGUUGAUUUACAUAGGUAGUUUUGGGGCCUUUCCAGCAUUUUUACCCAUAUGCAGAAAUUGGAGGCUCAGUUCUUCAAUGGUGUGUUGUUGUUUUUUGUUGUUGUUUUUUUGUAUUCACACUUUGUUGGCCUAAUGGCCAGUGUCUGGCAUUUUAUAUAAAACCAGAGCAUAUCAGAGCAUUUUUCACUUAAUCUUGGACUUUUAAGUCAUUAAAAGUAUUACAUGGUCGUUGGCAGUCUUGCUCUUUCUACAGAAGCAGUAGGAUCCCUUUUGGCCCUGAACUGCAACAUCCUUUGAGACUGGAGACCUUUGCAAAUCUGUGCCCCUGAUGUUUUCUAAAGUAGCAUGUGUACUGCUGUGCAGGGAAGAACUAGUUUGGCUAGUAUUGGCUCAGACUUCUACUGCCACAAUGAAAGCCACCGCUUGUGUACAGUAGCUGCAGUAAAAAUCAGUUUGUAACAUGGGGUUGUUAGUUGUAUAAUUUUUACGUGACAAAUGUAUUUUUAUCUUCCAGAAGACAAACAGUGGUACCGUGCAUCAGUUUUGUCCUACAUCUCAGAGAAAACUGCUUUAGUGGGCUAUGUAGAUUAUGGUAACAUAGAAGUCCUUCCAUUAAAUAAACUUCGGCCGAUCAUUCCAAAAUUAAUGGAGUUACCAGUACAGGCUAUAAAGUGCACCUUAGCAGGUAUGAAACAGAAUGACUAAAUACAUCUGGAGAAUAGCACACACAAUUUUUUUUGCAACUUAGGGAAACAAAGAGAUUAACCUGUGGAGACAAAAUGGAAAUUGAAGCUGUACCAUAAAAUUUGUACCAGGUACAGCUUCUGAAUUUAGAUAUAGAAUCAUCCCAAUUAUGCCUCAAUAUGAUGCAACCUGCACCAGGCAGAUCAGAGAUUCCUUUGGAAGUGUUGUGAUAGUAAAUAAAGUUGUCUGUAUAUUGAUUACUGUAUUAACUCCUUUUAUUUAAAGCCUACCAUUAAAAGCUUGCUGUGCCUGAGGCUCAUAGUAUGAAAUACUUAACAUAGUUCAAAUUAUUCUUUUUCCUAGAGUUGGCAGCUUUGUGAUAUUCUCUAGCCCUACCUUGUUCAUAUUGGGUUUUGGAUUGUCACUGACCUGGUAAUCCUAACUAUGCCAGGCAGUGGCCCAGAGCUGUGUUCUCCCUGAGCAGACUUGCCUGACACUUCUUGCAAACGUAGGAAGCAUAGCAGAAAGGGCAAAACGUUAGUAGCGAUUUGGUGCUUCCCUAGAGGCAAGAAAAUGUCUUGGGUCAACACUGCAUAGAUAUUAGUAAAGCCUCUUCUGAUAACAAAGGAACAUUUUUGUGCCAUUUUGUUGUUUCGGGAAUAUGAAAUAGAGAAUUAUGUGCUGGGUAUGCAGAUAAUUGGUUACCUGAUCGAAAAUGUUAGAAAUAUACUUUUAUUGCUGAUGGACUUAUAUCAUUACAAAGAAAAUUCUGUUACAAAGAAAAAUAACUAACUUGUAAAGGAGUAAAUUUUUUAUUUUCUAUUUUUUAAACCGUCUCUUAUUUCAAGGUGUAAAGCCAGCAUCUGGAACCUGGUCCACAGAAUCAACUUCUGUUAUGAAGAAGCUGGUGCAAAAUAAAGUACUCACUAUAAGAGUAAUAAAUGAGAAGGACAAAACUUUUGUGGUCAAACUUACAGAUGAAUCCAGGACUCCAACAAUAAAUGUGUCUAAAUACCUUUUAGAGUUGGGAUGUGUAGUGGAAGAAGCCACCACUGUCCCAGCAGUGCUUGAAACAAGCACUGGAACAUUACAAAAAAUGCGUGGUGAGUAUGUGAAAACUAACCAGCUUGAGGACUUGAGCUGUAUUAGUAAUUUACUGUGAAUAUUACAACACUGAAUAAGACUCAGAUUUAGGAACAGCAUUCAUUAUUUUUGCUGCUCCACUGUUACUAAUUACAUAUUUGUUGUACCUAAUCUAUAAUACUCAGACGUCUAAAUCUCCCUGUGAAACUAAAAAUGGGGAAAUAUAUUAGAGUUUGCUGAUGGGGAUCUGUUAAAUUUCCACCAGCAGAAUGAACAUUGAAAAAACGUAACUCCUAAUGGUUAUUUUUAUAUUUAUCUAUAGGUCAACAGCUGGACAAAAUUGAUUGGUCAAGGGUCACAUUAACAGCCAAACAGGUGGUAAAUGUGUUUGUUUGCGUGCUACACAACCCCAGCAAAUUCUAUUGCCAAUUGUUAGACAAUAACGGUACAUCUUUCUUUUUUUCCCUUUGAGUGUUCUGUUCCUUGUGUAUCAAUUUUUAUAUUUCAACCAUCUAUAGCUCUCUUUCAGUCACAUGCCCCAACACUCAGCCUGUUAUUUACAUAUCUAUCCAGUGUCCUCAAACAAGUAUGAUUCAGAAACCUGGCAGGUGUGCCAUUGCUUUUUUCACUCACGUAGUUGUUUGUGCAAACAACUUUACUUAGAUAGCAUUCAUCUUGUGGAGCAACCUCUUCCAUUUUGCACAGUGAAUAUUAAGAGGGCAUAAUUCUGUCACACUUCUGCAUGCAUCUUGUUUGGUCCCCCCCCCCCCAAAGUUAGUGCAAUAAUGGAGAGGAAUGUAAACAGUAACUCUAGCUACAUUUUGUCCUAUUGCUCAAUAGCUUUAUACAGCAAAACCUCGGUUCCAGAAUGGCUCCGUUUUGAAAUGUUUCAGCUCCCGAAUGCCAGAAGCCGAAUGUCCGACACGGCUUCUGCUUGGGUGCAGGAAGCUCCUGCAACCAAUCGGAAGCCACUCCUCGGUUGUCAAACAUUUCGGAAGCUGAACGGGCUUCUGAAUCGGAUUAAGUUUGACAUCCAAGGUUUGACUGUAUUUAUAAACUGUUUUCAAACUCAGCACCAUCAUUGGUACACUUAUUCAAACUUCCUAUCAUAUGGUUAUGUAGCAAUUCUGUGGCAGCAGUAUUGCUUGGUGGAGUUCUUCCAUAUUAGCUGUUUUAGAAAAGGUUGAGAUGUUAGCUGACUUAAGCCAUAUAUUGGAAGGAAGGCCUCUAGACUUUUCUCAUUAAACUUUUGACAGUGGUUAGUGUUGCAAUUUCAAUCUUAAUUUUGCAGGCUUGAAUGCUUUGGAAGAACUCAAUAUAUCUUUAGCAGCAUACUGCCAGAAAACAGCCCCAAACAUUUCCAAAGUUACAAAGGGAGAUGUGUGCUGUGCUUAUUUCUCUGGUGAGUAAGUUUACUUAUAGCUCAUAAUCUUCUGUAUUGCAUUGAUAUUUUAUAGAAAUCACAUUUCUCUGUUUGCUGUGGAAAGUAUCCAACUGAGUACUUCCGACACCUGGUGCAUUUAGACAUACACUGAGCAAUUGAAAUGUCGUGCAGUUCAUGGCCUUGGCUCCUUUCACCCCAAUCCCCUAGAAGGAAAGGCAUCCAGCAGAGCAAUGGAACAAGAACUGCAUUGUCGCGAUUUACGAAACAGUAGAUUUCAUUCCAUGCUAAUAAUGCUAAUACCAAUACUGCUCAAGACAGUUUGCAAAAAAAUAAACAGUAAAAAUGCAAUAGUAUAAUGAUGGUAAUACAUAAUGUGAUAAUUCUUAAGAAUUAACAGUUCCUAUAAAAUGUAUCAGAAUUGAAGUAAGCACACCACUUACCAAUAGGUCAGUUAUUAAUAUCCCAAAGAAGCCCCAAAGCUGAUACCAUUUGUACCUAGACAGCACCCCAGGCACCCAGCGUUUAUGCCUAAACUCAAAAGGCCACAAAUACCCUCUCAGUUCUCCUAGCAGCUACUCCCUUAAAAAUAUUCCUGCGGCAUGGCAGAGGGAAGCUGCCAUCUUCUGAUGGCAAAGAAGAGUCUCCUCACUAAGCUGUUGCCAGGGCUGAAGAUAGGUCUUGAUAUGUAUAUUAUUUUUUGAUUAUUAUCCAUUAUCCUUCAAUAGGAUAUUAGUACUUUUCUUGCAAUAUGACAGAGUAACUUUAACGUCUGACUAAAAAUUAUAUCGCUUUGAAAUAGGGGUAGCAUGAAUCUGCUGUAUCUGUCUACGCCCAAGUAAGACAUGAAGCAAAAGAUCAGACUACUGUUUUUAAUGAGAGAGUAAAUUACUUGUAUGCUUAUUGGAUAUUACAAGAUCUUUGUCUCUGUCUUAUUUUAAUUUAGGUGAUGGUAGAUGGUAUCGGGCUUUGGUGAAAGAAGCCAGUUCAUUUGAAGCUUUUAAAGUUCUGUUUGUAGAUUAUGGAAACUGCGAAGAGGUAACUCUGGACAAAAUCAGACAGAUUACAUCUACAUUUAUGAAACUCCCAUUUCAAGCAAUUAAAUGUUCAUUGUCAGGUACAGUUACCUUACUUCAGUAGAAAUCUCUUGAACUGCAAAUAAGAUAUAAAGUUACACUGUUUUAAACAAUAUUUCUGUUUAAGGUGUAUUCCUAAAUCUAAGAUCCAAAAUGUUAAUCUGUUAGGCACUUGAAGCCUGUAUCUCAGGCUAUAUUGUCCUAAGGGAAUAGGAGUAAGAAAACAGUUAAGCCACAACCAACAGAGUAGUGUAGGAUAAAUAUGACCCAGAAACUGUUCUAAAUUAGAAAUUAAUAAAUACUGAAACUGUCUUUAUUCUUGGAUAUUCCUAAGUUUUGCAUAUGUUAAUCUUUCACAUAUUUAUGUAAAAGAUUUUAAAUUUAUGAUAACAGGUCCCCAAGGUUUUCAAAAUCCUCUAAUACAUUUAUAGUACAAUUUAUUCAUUUUUACUGAGAUACAGGUUGUCUAGUAAUGAUAAGGGAUUUGCAGCCUUAGUAACAUCAAGAGCAUUGUCUAAAGAGUCCCUAAUGGCUGCUUAAAUAUUUUUUCCCCUCAGGUGUAAGACCCAUAAAUAAGGAAUGGACAGCAGAAGCUACAACAACACUUGAGACGUUCACAGCUGGGAAGAAAAUUCAGGCCAGAGUAGUUUCUUUAACGAGAAAUGGUGUUGAAGUAGAGCUUAUUGACAAUUCUGAGAGUGGUCCCAUAGUGAUCAGCGAAUAUUUAAUUAAGAAUAAUUUAGCUUUGAAAAAGGAAAUAGUGUCGGAUCUGAAUGUGCAGCCAGGUGAAUUGACAGACAGUGAUUCCCAAGGUAAUGUUACUAACUUUUAAAAAUGAAGAAUCUGCAUAAUGUUUGUCUGUUUUGUGUAGGUAUAGGGAAUGUGCUGUGGCGUUAAGCAUGUCAAUUAGCAAAUGUGAUAAAUUAUUAACUCACCAAGUACGUUUUGAACUUUCUGUUGAUGAAUGUUAUCACAUUGAUGGAAAUGGGCAUAAAACUUGGUGGUUCUCCAUAGAUGAGCUGAAAGAACUAAAGCAAUAGUACACUUCAAUAACAGUAUAGAUUUCAAAAUUAAACAUCACGAAAUUCAUUACCUGUGUAGAGUUGUUCCCUUCACAACAGGCUAUGUAACAUAUCUAUUUCUGUAAACUAUGGUCUAACUCACACAUCGUUGUAAACCACAGGUGGACAAUCAAAGGGCAGCAUGCAGCCCUUGGCCAUUCUCUCUGAGGCCUCUCAAAGCCCAUGGAACCAUGACAACCUUUCCACCAGCUGGGUGAUGGGGGAAAUGAGAGCUCUUCCCAUACAGCUUAGCAGCAGGAGAAAUGUACACAUUGCACGUGCUGAGAGGAGCCUUUAACUUCCUCCUCAAAAGCUUCUGAUCCAGACAAGAUUGGUGUUCCCACACGGCAUCAAGAACACAAGGGGCAGGGAUUAACAUCCAUUCCCCCACUACUUCCUGUGCAGAUCAGCUAGUGGGGAGAUAGUGUGUAUAGUGUGCACACGUGAAUUAUGCAUUGAAGGUGUAUGAGAGUGUUGUGUAUGUCUUAUUUAAAAGCACUGUCCAGUGCUGACUGUGCCCAUCCACUGGCUUCACAUCUUUUAUAAGUGGCAGCAUAUAAUUGUCAGAACAGUUAGCACAUAAAUAAUCUGUUUUGUAAAUCUUCAAAGGCAAAGAUGCAUUGUCUGGCAAUAUAUGUCGGUACAUAUACCCUGCUACUAUUUCCGUGGCUUUUUUUGGUCAUAUCUUCAGCAAUAUGGAUAUUUAAUUGAUGCCUACUAAGGAUCACAAUCUGAUAAUUGGGAUCACAAUUACUGAUAAUUGCAAAGUCAUUCUAAGAAAAAAAGAAAUGAAAACUGAUGAGGGGAAAGGAAACUUACAAAACAAUGCAUCCCUUGGGCCCAACACUGGAUUUUUGCCAUUAUGUGGAGGAUUCCCCCAGCUGUUUCCUCUGUCCUGCUUGCAUGCAGGUAAUGCAAAGGGCGAUUGCAGGGAGCGGAAGAUUCAUGCAUGCCUUCCAUAACCCUGUCCACUUCUUCUGUGUGCCAUGUGGCUCCUCAUGCUAUUUGCAUGCAUGCAUGCACAGGUGAUGGGGAACAGGGAUUCAGGCUCCACCAGUAUGCAUUAUAUGUGUCCAUACUCAGGUGGGAUAAGGUCCCACUUUUCUGUAAUGUAGACUCCAUCCUGAAACUAAUGGCAGGUAAUUUUCAUAACCAAGGUCAGCCACAUAAAAGUGCUUAGCAAAUAAUUUUCACUUGUGUGUAAUAUUGCAGGAUGCAUACAGUGGACAACAACAGAAUUUCCGGUUGGUGAAACUGUGCCUAUUCAUGUAUUAGAUGUGACAAACCCUGGUUUAUUCUAUGCUGUACCCACAAAAAUGAAAGGUAAGGGCUACAGAAUGCUGUAAGUUGACAUAGAUUUUCUUUAUGGUGGGCCCCAUUCAGUCAUAAUAGAAAACAAUGUUUUUCACUAUGUAAAUGACCAUGACAAAAUUUGGUCACAAAUGAUCAUUAUUCCCUUCCAUUUUUAGUGCCUGUAAGAAGACUAGAAGCUUCUAUGUCUUAAUUUUAAACUAACCACAGUUUCCCAUAUGAUGUUCAGAUUUGGAGAGUUAUGGUUUAUUUAUGAAUUGUUGUAAAACUAUUAUUUAUGACCCCAUGGUGUGUUAAACUUCAGUUUAAAGAGGCCCAUUGUUACGUAUCUGCACCAGAAGUGUGCAAGGACUUAAAAAAAACCCUGCACUAGUUGAAAGUUUUAUAAUUUGGGAACUUGAGUUACUGAAGAAAGAAAGGCGGUACUGAUUACCAUACAUAUAAAAAGAAAACAAAAGGAAAUACUUUAGGUUUGCAAAUUUGCUACUUUAUUAUUCAUAUGUUAUCCAAGGAAAUUUAGCUUAACAUGCUUCCAGAUGCUAGAAUGUAUUUGCUCAUAGACUUUAUCAGGAUAGGUGAGUGGGAGAAGAUACAAAACAUUACACUUCUUUUAUGUUUUAGUGGAUCUGCAGAGACUCCAUAAGCUAAUGACUGGACUUGCAGAUUACUGUAAUUCUCAGAAUGAUUCCAGUUUCAAGCCAAAAGUUGGUGAACCCUGUUGUGCCAGAUUCACAGGUGAAAAAAUGAAAAAGUGUGUGUGUGUUUGUGUAUUAGAAAAUGUUAAGAUUACUUCAUAAAAAGGAAAAUAUUUUAAUUACUUUCUUAAAAUGUCUAAAAUAAGCCUAUGGAGCUUGUAGCCUACAAGAGGGAGAUGAUGGCUUGGGUGAAUUUCACACUGUCAAUGUUUAAAAUAGGUAACUCCCAGUUCUUGCAUAACAGCUUAGUUGGAUGAAAUGGUAUCACAGGAAAGAACAAUUUUCUUGGGUAGCAUACUAUGGGUAAUAUGGUGAAGACCAUAUUAUCAAGUGGUAACCUUUACUACUGGGACGCAUGUGGCACUGUGGGUUAAACCACAGAGCCUAGGACUUGCCGAUCAGAAGGUUGGCGGUUCGAAUCCCCCAACGGGGUGAGCUCCCGUUGCUCGGUCCCUGCUCCUGCCAACCUAGCAGUUCGAAAGCACAUCAAAGUGCAAGUAGAUAAAUAGGUACCUGCUCCAGCGGGAAGGUAAACGGUGUUUCCGUGUGCUGCUCUGGUUCGCCAGAAGCGACUUAGUCAUGCUGGCCACAUGACCCGGAAGCUGUACGCCGGCUCCCUCGGCCAGUAAAGUGAGAUGAGUGCCGCAACCCCAGAGUCGGUCACGACUGGAACUAAUGGUCAGGGGUCCCUUUACCUUAACCUUUACUACUACAGUAAAUGAGUGACCACCCAGAUGGAUUAUACAUACAGCCCUUCAGUAACCUGAAGUAUCUAACUCUUUUUGGAGGCCACAGAAUUUGACAGCAUACAUCCUCGCUUCUUUCUCUGGGUCCAAUGAAUCAGUUGCCUCCUUAGGAGAAAGAUAGUCCAGAAUUGGGUUGCUAAACAAGUAACAGCAUCUUUAAUUGGUGUGGCUGUCUCUAACUGCAUAGAGAUCUCUUCUGCCCUGGUGGGAAUAACAUAAGGAGUAGCAGCCAUACAACCAAGGCUUGAAAAUCCCUACUGCUGUUUUCAUCUAUGUACUGAUAGAGCAAUAGAAACAUAUCCAGAACUACAGUGAUAGUAUUUCAGCAUUUAGGGCCACUUUGUCUAGGUUCAAACUAGGGAGGCAUGCUAUUCACUCUGCAGUCUUUUUUAAUCUUUUCUGGCCAAGUGGUGUGAACUUGUAAUGUAAAUUCCUCACAAGUAAGCUGACUUUUCUGGUUGCCAAAUAAUGUGAAUCAAGUGGCAUCACAUCAUCUAAAGGCAGUCCAGUGAAUCAUAAUUUCUAAAUCUCUUAAAUUGUGAAAAUCUAGCUUUUAGGGAAAUGCUUACUGGUUUCAGGUUUAAGAGAAAUCUCUUUUAAGCAGGAUAUACAGUUUCACAUAAUGGUAAGCCUCUUAAAACAUAAAAUGGUAAGUCUUAAAUUUUGUUCACUUUUUUAGGUGAUGACACCUGGUACCGUGCUGUCGUUCUGGAAGUUAGUGUAUCAGAAGUCAAAGUGGCAUAUGCAGACUAUGGAAAUGUGGAAAUAUUGCCAUUAUCUAGGCUUCUACCUAUAACUGCCCCCUACUUGGAACUACCUUUUCAGAUACUCAAGUGCUCCAUUGCAGGUAGCAAACCAGCUAGAGCAAUUUGUCAAAAAACCAAAUGCCUUAAUAUGGAUAUAUAUUCACAUCUAUACGGAGCCUUGAAUUUUAAUGUGUUAAUAAGCAGUGCUAAUGUUAUCUUGUAAUUUUCUUGUGGAAAUCCCUUGGAGAAUAAAAGUGGAAUGUAAAUAUGAAAUUAAAAUUGUCAAAUGUUCCAUAGGGCACAUGCCAGAGGUAAAAGCAGGUGCAAACAUAAAUGUUCUGUACUGUAGGGUAGUUUGCACACAUUCACACACCCCUCUAUCCUCCAACCAGGCAAGCAGGAGGCAUCAAAGUUUCAAGGGUACAUUCCAGCUAGGCAGAAACACUCAAGGAGAGGACAGGACAGGUUAGGGUAUAGCCUGGGAAGAGGGUGUGUAGCUGAGGAAGAGGCGGAGCCUGGAUAGAUCCUAAGCGCCAGACAGAGAGGACUAGAAGGGCCAAAGUUGGCCUUGAGGUCUGAGGUUCCCCACCCCUGUCUUAAAAAAUUUGCAAAAACUAUUCUUGUGGUGACAGAGUUCAUGUGCAGGAAGGAUUGCAAAUGUAUUCAAAUAUGGACAGAGUAGUUUUCAUUAUUUUAAUGGCACUGAUUUUAAGAAAAGCAAUGUAAACUGUCAGAUUUGUAAGCACUAGCAUUGUAAAAUGUCAGUAGCAUAGAUUUGAAUUUAAGGUUUAUUUGUAUUCUAGGAAUUAUGGAACUGGAUGGAAAGUGCUCCAUCUUAGCAGCAGAGAAGCUGAAAAGUUUUUUACUGAAUGAGUGUGUGACAAUUACAGUGAAAGGAGUUAAUAAGAAUAUUCAUAUAGUAACUGUCAAAAAAAAAUCUGGAACUCAUACUAUGAAUGUAGCUGAUGAACUAGUAAUCGAAAACUCAGCAAAAGAUAGCAACAUUGAGAAUCGUAAGUAAUUUACCCUAAGGUAAUUUCUUGCUAAAAUGUAACCCACAUACUUACUAUAAAGAUUUGAAAACUUCGUUAAUCGGUACCUUAUUUUACAAAAUUGGAAAUGCCUUGCUAUGGGCAGCCUUAUUGCUGUUCAGUGGUGUAGCAAGAAGCUAUAUAUAUUUGUUUUUCUUUCAGGAUGUGUAAAAAACACUAAGUGCUGUUGUAUGGAGCUGAGAAAGCAAGUAAGUUUCAAUUUGGAGUUGAAGUUCUGUUUGUUUCCAAAUCCUGAUUGCUUGCAGAGCCAAUGCAAGUUUGUUUUGGUUUGGUAUUUUGUCUCCACCUUCAGACCAGAGCUGGUCUGCCCAUAAUGCGGGGUGAAGCGCUUGCCUCAGGCAGCAGAAGUGCCAGAGGCAGCGCUCCACCCACCCCACCACUUCUGCCACUGAGAGGGAGGUGUUCUGGCUCACAGCGUUGCUGCUGUCAGCCAGAGAAGUCAAGUGAGCAGCACCCUGGAUCCUGCUCCAUGCAUGCCAUUUGUGGCUUGGCAACACUUAGAGGAGCGCCUUGGAUCCUGCCAAGUUCAGCAAGAGCCCGGGCACGGCAGGGGCAGAGGUGGGGUGCCAUGGGCAGGAGCAGGAGGCGGCAAUUCCCAUUUUGCCUCAGGUGGUGAAACAAGACAGGCUGCCCCUGUUCAGACUGCAUCAUGGAUGUUGAAAAGGUAGCAAGACUGUCAGUUAUGGAAACAUCAGACACUGGUAUAAAACAUGUUUUUUAAGAGGUUGCUGCCCAGCUCACUUUAUUCUCCUAAAUAAAACUUAAGCAUUUGUUUUCUAGCUGAAAUUUGGAUGGCAAACAAUAUUGACUUCAAAAUGUUACUGUAUUUCAUCAGCUUUCCAACUGAUUUUCAGUAUACUUCAGUUGAUUUUGAGAGAUGAGUUUGGAUCCAAAAGCUCCCUUCUGACAGAAGGUGCAUUUGCAUUCAACCUGAGAUCAUGAUGUAGACAGGUUUGAGUAUUACAAACUAGUUAGCUUAGGUUUUGCUAAGUGUGCUUUUUCUUGCUUUUUAGUAUGUGUGUUGUGUGCUUACUUAUUUUUCCCGUUUUUUGUUAGGAGUGUUUUAUAAUAAUAAUAAUUUAUUAUUUAUACCCCGCCCAUCUGGCUGGGUUUCCCCAGCCACUCUGGGAAGCUGCCCAUGUUUGGUUUUGUUGAUGUGUGCAUUCUGCUGGCCUUGCCUGUUUGUGGGGGGGUUCUAAUUGUUCUAAUUUAUUUUUUUGACUUUGUGUGACAGGAAUACCUCUUUUUUGUUUUUGGUUGGGUCUUUUCACUGAGCAUUACCAGUUUUACCUGAUGUGAAAUGCACCCUCCAGGCCUAAGACAAAAUUGUUCCAUUAUAAUGGCUGUUUUUUCUACCCUUUCAUAGGUUACAAAGCUUGAACAGAUUAUUUAUUUUCUCCUAAAAGAUCGCUUUGGUGAAGAAAAAGUUCCUGAAAUGAUAAAGCUCUUUGAAGAAGCUGUGCUGGAAUGA
Molecule: messenger RNA, 28060 nt
Organism: Podarcis lilfordi (Lilford's wall lizard)
Lineage: Eukaryota; Metazoa; Chordata; Lepidosauria; Squamata; Lacertidae
Source: the annotation of a GenBank genome assembly